Molecule: messenger RNA, 1764 nt
Organism: Diplodia corticola
Lineage: Eukaryota; Fungi; Ascomycota; Dothideomycetes; Botryosphaeriales; Botryosphaeriaceae
Exons: 2
Coding region: 1-1764 (587 amino acids)
Source: RefSeq, a predicted model, not a curated record
AUGGCCGUCAAGCGCAAUCAGCGAGACCGCAAGGCUCACCAGGCCGCCAACAAGAAGAAGGAUCGGCCUGAAGGCGCGAAAACAUCCCGCCUCAAUCCCCGCCAGAGAAAGGCGGCAAAAGAGCAGCAAGAAGCAGAGCUGCAAUCCCUGCACAGUCAGAACAGACCCCCUCCGACUCCCUGGGCCAACCGCUUCGAUUGGGAGGCACUCCAGCGCGGUGAAGCAACCCAAAGCUUCUCCGAGUACAUUCCCCCACGGGUCCCUCCACCAGUGGUGGCUCGUCCUCCAGGAACGCUUCCUCCGUGGUUGCAACCUGAUGGUGGAAGGCCAACCAGCCCGACGCCUAGUGUGGUGCCACCAACACCCACUUCUCCCCGUGAGGUGCCACCAACACCCACUUCUUCCCGUGAGGUGCCAUCCCCACCCACGCUCCCCACGAAUGUGCUGCAACCAGCCAUUCGUCCUCCAGGAAUGCUCCCUCCGUGGAAGCUACCUGAUGGCAGAAGGCCAAACAGCCCGACGCCUAGUGUGGUGCAAUCAACACCCACUCCCCGCCGCGAGGUGCCAUCCUCACCCACGCUCCCCAUGAAUGUGCUGCAACCAGCCAUUCGUCCUCCAGGAAUGCUCCCUCCGUGGAAGCUACCUGAUGGCAGAAGGCCAAACAGCCCGACGCCUAGUGUGGUGCAAUCAACACCCACUCCCCGCCGCGAGGUGCCAUCUACACCCGCGGCCCUCACGGAUGCGCUGCAACCAGCCAUUCCCCUGUGGGCGCAGGAUUUAUUUGGUGAGCUGGAACCAGCCACUCCGACGCCCACAGCUCCUACUGAGGUGCAAGCCGCACCUUUAGUCACUCAGCCCGAAUUGCCUUCAGGCAGGGCCUUUAACCUGGGCAGAGAUGAAGAAAAAAUCAUCUCGAGUUCAAUCACGGACCUGAUCGCGAGAUCAAUGGACCGUCGCCACUCCGGUCCCUCAAAUGAUACCGGUUCAGAGUCAAAAUCCAUUGCUGGCUCUACUAUGUUCACAGCUGCUGAAGUCUGGAACAUACUACCAGCCGGUAUCCGCCAGAAGUACGCUCAGGCAGAGACUGCGCGCCAAUCGAGGCUCAAACAAAGAGACCCAAGUGUGCCUCCGGUCGAAACGUCGGAUAAAAAGCACGCAUUGAUCCUCACGAGAACUAGCGGGGCAGCCCCCCAAAGCCAAAGAACCGGUGAGGUCUUGAAGGCUGCUAUUCUUGCGCUGAGGUUGAGCACGUGGGGAGGAAUCCCAACUGCCAACAUUAGCUUGCACUUCUGGUUUGGUAGAAAAAGCCACCAGGAGAUACCACCGUUCGAGAACAUCUUGACGAUGUGGUCCGGCUAUAGAAAGCUGUACGAGUGGGUUGAGAGCGUUCGUUCUUACGCGGACCCCCUGAUCUUUGUGCGUGGCAUCGACGGGCUUACGUGCACUCCUUACACCAUUCGGAGUCUCCUCAGAUACACUGAGACGAGAGCCCCGAGUCUGCGUGUUGGGAUCUACCAGUCGAACAUGAGCGAAGGCUUUCCCAUGUUAGCUGCCCAAGCCGGCUUUGAUCAAAUCUUGCUGGGCUAUUUCUUCAUCAUCCGCGUUGACAUCCUCGCGCGCAGCUGCCGUCAGAGCCUGGCUGAGACGAAUGUCACGGACCAGAUUUCCUCCCUGCUUAUAACAGCUUGGGACCGUAUUCACAUCGACAAGAUCUCAAACGGAAUGGAUAUCAACAGGGGCAGAAACAUGAUUGUCCUGAACUGA